GGGGCGACAGGCAUCGGGCCCCCAGGCGGAGCGGCGGGCGCCGGACCCCCAGGCGGAGCGACAGGUCUCGGGCCCUCAGGCGGAGCGGCGGGCGCCAGACCCCCAAGUGGAGCGACAGGUCUCCGGCCCUCAGGCGGAGCGGCGGGCGCCGGACCCCCAGGCGGAGCGACAGGUCUCGGGCCCUCAGGUGGAGCGGCGGGCGCCGGACCCCCAGGCGGAGUGACAGGUCUCGGGCCCCCAGGCGGGGCGGCGGGCGCCGGGCCCCCAGGCGGGGCGACAGGCAUCGGGCCCCCAGGCGGGGCGACAGGCAUCGGGCCCCCAGGCGGGGCGACAGGCAUCGGGCCCCCAGGCGGAGCGGCGGGCGCCGGACCCCCAGGCGGAGCGACAGGUCACGGGCCGCGAAGCGGCGGGCACCGAGUCACCAGGCACGACAGUGGGCUCCGAGUCAACUGGCAUGACCGCUGGCACUGGGUCAAACAUUGGAUCGUCUGACUGGACAGCGGGCAUCGGGUCACCAGGCAUCAGGUCAUUUGGCUCGAC
Messenger RNA from Staurois parvus, 540 nucleotides. Lineage: Eukaryota; Metazoa; Chordata; Amphibia; Anura; Ranidae. The record is from the annotation of a GenBank genome assembly.